AUGCCUGCAGUCUCACUGUCAUCUUCAGUCGAUUCCUCAUCGCUCUACUCCCCGCCCGCGAAUUCAUCCGUCUCCUCUCUAUCACUAGACUCCGAGCUGGCGAACCCGAAUGCCAUGAUCGUGGCCGGCAGCGCUGUGUCAACCACGACUGCCACGACCACUGCCCCGACCGUUUCGGCCGUCUCCGGCCCCACGACGGUCAAGACAGGCACCACCACCACUGCCGCCUCCACGAGCACCACUGCCGCCUCCACGAGCACCACCACCACCAAAGGUAAGUCCUCCAGACACAGCAAUUCGUCGUCCCGCGCGAGCAACAACAGCAACAAGGAAAUGCAGCUCGUGCGCGAGAAGCGCGGCACGGCGAGCGCGAACGGCUCGGCCAAGUCGGGGCGGAGCAAGAGCAGCAGCAGCAGCAGCGGCGGCGGCGGCGGCGGUGAGCGCCCGAACUCGCUGAUGAUGUGGCUCGCCGGCGCCCAGGGGGCCGGCAAGUACAGCCUCGAGCCGGUGCCGGAAAAGCGCAAGCAUAGAAGCAAGAAGGAUGCUUCGGUGGCAGAAAAGGCAGGUGGUUCCCCUGAGGAAAAGAAGAAGAAGGACGCCAAGCACGAUCCCCGCAAGACUAACUAA
Messenger RNA from Lasiosphaeria miniovina, 627 nucleotides. RefSeq lists its product as uncharacterized. NCBI's taxonomy places the organism in Eukaryota, Fungi, Ascomycota, Sordariomycetes, Sordariales, Lasiosphaeriaceae. The record is from RefSeq and is a predicted model, not a curated record. The coding region runs from base 1 to 627 and encodes 208 amino acids. The transcript has a single exon.